Messenger RNA from Zonotrichia leucophrys gambelii, 3169 nucleotides. It is a transcript of the gene SAMSN1, whose product is annotated as SAM domain, SH3 domain and nuclear localization signals 1. Gene Ontology annotation, biological process: negative regulation of B cell activation; negative regulation of peptidyl-tyrosine phosphorylation. The coding region runs from base 200 to 2230 and encodes 676 amino acids. Gene Ontology annotation, cellular component: nucleus; cytoplasm. NCBI's taxonomy places the organism in Eukaryota, Metazoa, Chordata, Aves, Passeriformes, Passerellidae. Gene Ontology annotation, molecular function: phosphotyrosine residue binding. The transcript is spliced from 18 exons. The record is from RefSeq and is a predicted model, not a curated record.
GUUGUGCUGUAGAAGUAGUCAGUGCUGUGAGGAGCUAGCCAUGAGAAAUCACCGAGAAGAUGCUGCUGGACCCUCCCUGUCUGCUAUAAUCUCCAGGGAGAAAUGUACAAACAGCUGGGAGAGCAAGAAGGAACCGCAUUGUGCGGCAGGAGUUUGUGGAGCAGAAUUUUAGGGUGCUGGAGUGGAUCUCAACACCAACAUGAAUCUUUUCUGUUUUUCUCUGGAGGGCUCAAUGGACAGCCUGUAUGAGCCUGUCCCAGAGCAUCAGGAAGCCAAGGAUACAGCCACCCUUGAGAGCCAGGCUAGCACUCCAGUGAGCACACAGGGAAACUCUGGGCCACCUGACAGGUCCAUGUCUUUGGAGUUUCCUGACUUUGAGAACACACUGACCAAAAAAAGAAAAUCCAUCCAGAAGUCCAUGUCUGAAAAUGAAGCAUUUGACAGGAAAAAUGUGAAUGGCACACUUUGGCAGGGUUCCAGGAAGCCAGAGAAUGAUUCCUACAUCAGAAGGCACUGCCAGCUUGAAGAAGAUAAUAUUAUUGCUGAUGGAAUACAUUUGCUCCAAGGAAAGAAGAUAGAAGAAACAACAUGUCAGGUGAUAAACUAUGAGCAAUGGAUCCCACCACGAGUUCACAGUCCGGGUGUGCCUGGUAACAGUGAAAUGGGUACAGAACCAGACAAUAAAGCUGAGUCCAGGGGAACAUUAAAAAGAUUGCAGAAAUUGGUCCGAACAAAGAAAACAAGCACACAGAGCUUGGAGGAUGUCAAGCACGUUCUGGUUCCCCUCAAUACCUUAGAAGAUGCUUAUCUCUCUGAAGAGGAUGAAGAAGCAUUAACUUCUUGCAUGAAGCUGACAAAGCCUCAGGAAAAGAAGACAUGGAAAGAUAACACAAGAAGGAAAGAAGAGCCUGAGACCAGGACAGAUUUUAUUUCUGCAUCUCUGGGCCGCUCAUACACUUCCAGACUUAAUAACUUAGGAACUAUUUCAAUUCAUUCUGAAACAGAAUUUCACUUGUGGAGUGACUGGAAGCCGUUUCCUGACAACCAGCUCUGUCCUUGUGACUUUUUAAUUUCAAAAAUAGAGGAAUGGGAAAACUGUACUUGCUCUUCUCAUCAGCCACAUCUUACAUAUUCCCUAACAGAUAUGGAUCUACAGUACUCCUGGCGCACCAGCAGCUUUGGGAGCUUUGACCGCUUCAGGCACCACUCAAUAUCAAAGACAGAUGAUUCAGCUGAGAUAUCUGAGUUGGAGACUAUAAGUGACAUUGGGGAAGCAGUACAAAUCAAAGGCGCAAGCAAUGGAGGAAGCCUGAGUAAGAAGAUGAGAGCCAUUUCACUUACCAUGAGGAAAAAGAUGGGCAAAAAAUACAUCAAGGCACUCUCUGAGGAGAUGAAUGAAGAGGGAAAAGAAGACAGUGAUCCUGGUGGUGGAGCACACACUGAGAAGGUCUCCCUAAAAGCCAGUGACUCUUUGGAAAGUCUCUACAGUCUGAACAGUGGCCAGAGCUCAUCUAGUGGGGUGACCAGCUGCUCGGAUGGCACCAGCAACAGGGACAGCCUCCGCCUGGACGACGAGGUGCCCUACAACGGCCCCUUCUGCGGCCGCGCCAAGGUGCACACCGACUUCACACCCAGCCCUUAUGACACCGACUCGCUCAAAAUCAAGAAAGGAGACAUCAUAGAUAUCAUCUGCAAAACUCCCAUGGGCAUAUGGACAGGCAUGCUGAACAACAAAGUAGGAAAUUUCAAGUUCAUUUAUGUGGAUAUUAUCUUGGAGGAAGAAGCUGCGCCCAGAAGGAUAAACCCACACAGAGGAAGCAAAAGGACCAAGCCUAAAACACUGCAAGAGCUCCUGGAAUGUGUCCACCUGCAGGAAUAUGCCUCAACCCUCCUGCUGAAUGGCUAUGAAACUCUAGAGGACUUAAAGGAUCUACAUGAAAGCCACCUUAUUGAAUUAAAUAUUUCUGACCCAGAAGACAGGGCAAGGUUGUUAUCAGCAAUUGAAAAUCUCCAGGACUGUGACAUUGAAGAACAGCAGAAAAGUGAGGAUGGUCAGGAGACACAGAACUUGAGCCCUCACCAGAGUUUUGACAAAUCCCAGUUAAAGGACUGUCCAAGAGAUUCUGGCUGUUACAUCUCAUCAGAAAAUUCAGAUAAUGGUAAAGAAGAAGCAGACCCAGAAGCCCUGUGUGAAAUGGUGCAGUCAAUAACAAUCACUGAGUCAAACUGAUUCGGUCCUGCUGCUUUUCUGCAGAUUUUCAGAAAAGACAAUCACAUUUGUCAGUAUGGUGGCACAGAAGCAGAAUAAAAAAAUAUUCUCAACACUGAGAAUCUACUUUUUUCUGAUUCAGGAUGCUCAAACUGUUUCAUAUGUGGACACUUGAUAGCUAAAUGUUAGUUGAUAAGAAUUUCUCAUGUUUUUCUUUUCAAUGAAUCUACAGGUUUUACCCUGAAAAUGUAUUUAUAAAUAUUUGUACAGAAAAUGCAUUUUCUAUAUUAGUAGGGAUUUUUUUUUAGGUAGUGGUUCAUAAUCUGGAGAUGUUAAUUUCUGGAACUGUCCAAAAUGUAAAUAUUGUACAUAUUUAUUUUAAAAAUAUAUGAUUCAUCACACUGUCUCUAUUUUCAGCUGUGUUUUGCUGAUUUGUGUACAGAAUGUUUUUCAUUGAUAUAUCAUCAUAAUAAAAAUGUGGAUACAGUCACACUCUACUUUGAAAAGUACCAAGCCAAUUCUCACUAAUAUUAAAGCUGUUUCACACAACGUUUCUCCAAAGUGAGCUCUAAAGUAGACUGUCAUUUUUCCAGUACUUUUUCCUGGAGGCAUGAGAGAACUGCAGGUUGAAUCUGAAUUCAGUUCUCCGUGGUCUCGAUGUUGUGGAAGAACAGAGCCAUCCAAAUGGCAGUGGCAAUUUUUUUAUGGUUCUUUUCACACCUGUUCUCAUUUGUCCCAAGCAUUAUACAGAGAAUUCAAACUCAGAGCAAAAAAAGUCAUCAGGAUCAGUGUUCUGCUUUUAUGAUAAUGUUUUGUGAAGGUGUUGCCUUUUGUGUGUGGUGUGAAGUUUGUUAAUAGAGUAUGUGUUUGUAUACAGAACUUGGAAGCUAUGGUUAUUGUACCUGUCUUUCAUAUGAGAUUUUAUUGUUUUUUCCCAGUAUAUUUCACACUGGAAUACAC